AUGCCAGAGUCAAAAUCACUCUCCGAUAGUUACAACAAAUCAGAUGCGCCUUCCAUCCAAGAGCUAGGAUCUCAUAUCCUGGGAGCUCGCACCCCAGUUGGAGAAGGUGAUCGUACCGAAGCCAGUGCACGGGAGAGCCCUCAAUUAGUCACGGAUAUCGCCCCAGCUGGACGCACAACAGACAUUGAUAGGAACACUACCGCUACCGAUGAGUUUAUUAAUGAUGGCGAGGACGAUGCGUCUGGAAUGAUCAAUCUCGCCGUCUUGCUCAUGGCAGAAUGCAAGGCAGGGUUAUCGCUUUCAGAGCUGAACACCGUGGUCCUCCUGUUCCGUCAAGUUAAAGAUAGCUGCCCAGCAACACACCCGCUCCACCGUGCUGCCAAGAGAGAUCUUGCGUCUGUAUUGGUUGUCAGAUUUAUGUACACCAAUCAGAGACACGAUAUGAUGGAAUCUUUGGCUCUUCGCCAGGAGAUAGUUGAGGGUGGGAAUUCAGACCAAGAGACCAAUACUGCCAUCCGACUAGAAGAGGAGACGGACAAAGAAGCCACAUUCGAACUGGCGAAGGGAUUGUUGAUGGGCUUCCAGAAGUCAACUUCCCUUCACAUUCUGAACAAAAUUGUCUUCCUUGUUCAACAUGCACUUACACAAUUAUCAGCUGCAUCUACAAGCUGGUUCAUCGCAUUAACGACUCUGGUUGAUGCAUUAUAUGCCCGCUUUAACCAUUCCUAUGAUCUGACCGACCUGAACGAAGCAAUUUCCAGUUUGCAAGAUGCUAGCAAAUGUUGCACAGAGCGAGAUCGGCAAGAAUUGAACAUAAACUUCCGGAUUGGUGCGCUGUUAGCAACACAAUUUGAUUCAAUGGGGGAUAUUUCCAAUGUUCAAAGGGCAUUGGAUUGGGCUAUGAAAGGCACUGAAACUUCCACAGGUAUUCUGGAAUCACUCAAGUUUGCUGAUGAACUUUGUAAACAGUUCACAGGAAGGGAUUGCAGAACUACCUCAGGGAAGGAGAAUUAUGCAGCUGUUGUCAAUAAUCUUGCAAAUGCACUGUCAACCCGAUUUGAGCAAGGAGGUCAGCGAAGUGAUCUCAAUGAAGCCAUUUCUCUGUACAGGCAAGCUCUUGAGUUCCAACUUCCACCCCAUCCCAAUCGAUCCAGCUUGCUCAACAAACUUGCUUCUGCACUGUGGACCCAAUUUGAGCAAGGAGGUCAGCAAAGUGAUCUUGAUGAAGCAAUUUCUUUGCACAGGCAAGCUCUCGAGCUCCGACUUCCACCCCAUCCUGAUCGAUCCAGCUCACUCAACAAUCUUGCUUCUGCACUGUGGACCCAAUUUGAGCAAGGAGGUCAGCAAAGUGAUCUUGAUGAAGCCAUUUCUCUGCACAGCUCACUCAACAAUCUUGCUUCUGCACUGUGGACCCAAUUUGAGCAAGGAGGUCAGCAAAGUGAUCUUGAUGAAGCCAUUUCUUUGCACAGGCAAGCUCUCGAGCUCCAACUUCCACCCCAUCCUGAUCGAUCCACCUCACUCAACAAUCUUGCUUCUGCACUGUGGACCCAAUUUGAGCAAGGAGGUCAGCAAAGUGAUCUUGAUGAAGCCAUUUCUUUGCACAGCUCACUCAACAAUCUUGCUUCUGCACUGUGGACCCAAUUUGAGCAAGGAGGUCAGCAAAGUGAUCUUGAUGAAGCAAUUUCUUUGCACAGGCAAGCUCUUGAGCUCCGACUUCCACCCCAUCCUGAUCGAUCCAGCUCACUCAACAAUCUUGCUUCUGCACUGUCAACCCGAUUUGAGGAAGGAGGUCAGCGAAGUGAUCUUGAUGAAGCCAUUUCUUUGCACAGGCAAGCUCUUGAGUUCUUUCUUCCACCCCAUCUCCUUCGAUCCCGCUCACUCAACAAUCUUGCAAAUGCACUGUCAACCCAAUUUGAGCAAGGAGGUCAGCGAAGUGAUCUCAAUGAAGCCAUUUCUCUGUACAGCUCACUCAACAAUCUUGCUUCUGCACUGUGGACCCAAUUUGAGCAAGGAGGUCAGCAAAGUGAUCUUGAUGAAGCAAUUUCUCUGCAUAGGCAAGCUCUCGAGCUCCGACUUCCACCUCAUCCUGAUCGAUUCAGCUCACUCAACAAUCUUGCUUCUGCACUGUUGACCCAGUUUGACCAAGGAGGUCAGCAAAGUGAUCUUGAUGAAGCCAUUUCUCUGUACAGGCAAGCUCUCAAGCUCUUCCUUCUACCCCAUCCCAAUCAAUCCAGCUUGCUCAACAAUCUUGCAAAUGCACUAUUGACCCAAUUUGAGCAAGAAGGUCAGCAAAGUGAUCUUGAUGAAGCCAUUUCUCUGCAUAGGCAAGCUCUUGAGCUCCGACUUCCACCCCAUCCUGACCGAUCCAGCUCGCUCUACAAUCUUGCUUCUGCAUUGUCAGCCCAAUUUCAGCAAGGAGGUCAGCAAAGUGAUCUUGAUGAAGCAAUGUCUCUAUUCCUCACUGCUACCCAAUACACCUUCCAAUCUCCAUCUAAUCGUCUCCACAUUGCAAGAAGAUGGAUACAUUAUGCAGAUGAAAAUCAACAUAGCUCUGCAAUUGAUGCUUAUGAAGCUGCCAUACAGGCUUUACCACAGGUGGCUGCUCUGAGCUUUGAUGUAGCAUCACGACAGGACGCUAUGACUGCAGGCAGUGAUGGCUUAGCUCGGGAUGCAGCUAGAUGUGCUAUUCGCUCUGGACAUAUAGACAAAGCCAUAGAACUUCUAGAAGCAGGACGAAGUAUCUUCUGGUCACAGGUCCUAUCUCUCCGCUCACCCUUUGAUCAACUCCACAAGGUUGACCCAGAAUUGGCAGAUAAGCUAUGUAAUAUUGCGACUCAGCUGGAGAUUGGAUCUCAUCGUGAUGUUUUUUUGGAGAUUUUGGACAACAGGAAGAAGCUAUAUAUAGACCAGGAAGCAGCCCGACUCAACCGCCUCAAUGAAGAAUGGGCUCAAUCUAUUGAUAAGGUUAGGACAAAGAGCGGAUUUGAGGACUUUCUAUGCCCAUCCUGUUUAUCCUCACUCAAAGUGGCUGCAUCAAAACAUCCAGUGGUCAUUCUCAUUGCGAAUGAUGAUGAAAGCCAUUGCCUCAUCAUGACAUCGACAAUCAUUCACCACAUCCCUCUUCCAAACUUAGGCACUCCUAAGUUGAUGGCACUUGCUAAUAUCAUUCAGAUGGCCUGCUCUCAGUCACCAAUAUCACGGUCACUCAUCAAUCAAAUCCAAGACAUAAAUAUGAACCAUCUGGGAGAAGAGCGUGCAGGGAGGGUUAGCAGCAAAACUCCAAAACUUCCUUCAGAUGACAUGUUCACCUUUGUUUUGAGGAUUCUGUGGGAUGAAUUGGUGAAGCCAGUCAUUGAUUUUCUUGAUGUUAAGAACUCAGAUGAAAUGACCAUCCUGCAAUGGUGCCCAACUGGUCAUUUCACCUUCCUUCCCAUCCAUGCUGCAGGCCUCUAUUAUGACAAGCUAGCUAUUGAUUGUGCCCCAGAUUACUUCAUUUCUUCAUACACUCCAUCCAUAGGGGCACUUUUGGCUUUGGAUUCAGCUCCCACCACCCAGUCAUUCCAAAUGAUGGCUGUGAUCCAAUCUAAGGGGCUGCCUUCUACAAGAAGGGAGCUAGAAAACAUUCGGCGACAUGUAUCUUGCGAAGCUCUCAUUGAAUUAGGAGUUCCUGGAGUACCUGCUGAAGUUGAAGCUGUUGCCUCCCAUCUUUCGAAUGUGUCUAUAGCUCACUUUGCAUGCCAUGGGAAUCAAGAUCCAUGGAAACCACUUGACAGUGGGCUCAAGCUUGAUGAUGGGCUACUCCAAAUCUCGAGAAUUAUGAAGGAAAAGAUGCCAAAUGGAUCACUUGCCUUUCUCUGUGCUUGUGAGACAGCCAUGGGCGAUCAAAACCUACCGGAUGAGGCAAUGAGUAUAGGUGCAAGCUUGAUCUUUGCUGGAUUUCGGCGGGUCAUUGCUACUAUGUGGAAAAUGAUGGAUGAAGACGGACCUACUAUUGUGGACACAUUCUAUGAAGAACUUUUCUUUGGCGGUCCAGAUGGAAGACCAGCUCUUGAACCUGAUAUGACAAAGUCUGCCCUAGCCCUUCACCUUUCAGUCAAGAAACUCCGUUUGCAGGGUGUUUCAUUCCAUCGUUGGGUUCCCUUUAUCCAUAUGGGCAAAUAA
Laccaria bicolor S238N-H82 is the source of this 4161-nucleotide messenger RNA. Its product is annotated as aromatic di-alanine and tetratricopeptide repeat-containing protein. The record is from RefSeq and is a predicted model, not a curated record. NCBI's taxonomy places the organism in Eukaryota, Fungi, Basidiomycota, Agaricomycetes, Agaricales, Hydnangiaceae. Gene Ontology annotation, molecular function: protein binding. The transcript is spliced from 11 exons. Bases 1 to 4161 code for a protein of 1386 amino acids.